Molecule: messenger RNA, 1176 nt
Organism: Prunus dulcis (almond)
Lineage: Eukaryota; Viridiplantae; Streptophyta; Magnoliopsida; Rosales; Rosaceae
Exons: 4
Coding region: 452-895 (147 amino acids)
Source: RefSeq, a predicted model, not a curated record
AAAGCAAAGCAAGCCCUGAGAAAAGUUAAAGAGGGCAGAAUUUAAAAAGAAAUCAAAACAGGGUAAAAGCUUACCAUCCAUUCCUCUCAUACAUUACCUCUCUGUCUCUCUGUCUGCUCCUGUGAAACUUCGUUAUCUAUCCAUUCUCUCUAUUGGGUUCACUUUACUUUCCUUUUUUUUACCAGUGCCCUAUACUAUUUGUGUAUUUUGCUCUGCCUUUGGAUCCCCAUACCCCUACUUUAUUGCCCCCCCUCUCUCUCUCUCUCUCUCUCUCUCUCUCUCUCUCUUCCCAUCUUUCCUUUUAAAUAGGUUAUCAUAAACCCACGCUUACAUUCACAGCCAAGAAAAGAGAAGAGAAAGAGGCAGAGAAAGACAAAGCAUUUUGAAAACCCUUUGAGGCUCAGAGGUAAAAAAUCUUCUGUUUCUUCAACGUUGCGAACUUUAAGCUCAAAUGGAUCAAGACUUUAGGAUGAUGAGAAGCCAAGUGCCAGCCUUUGGGAGCUGGGAUUGGAACCAAGACCUCCCAUUUACUCAGUGCUUUGAGUCAGCUACGCAAGCUGGGCUUCUGCGCUACACCAGUUACUCUGAUGAGGAUCGUGAUUUAUAUGUUGCUGGUGAUUUGUAUGAGAACGACGUCGUCACACCUGCCAUGAUUGUUGUUCCUCGCAGAAGGAACAAAAGUCGUCAGUCAAAUGUGAAAGAAGCAAAAGAGCAAAGUUGGGUGGUGAGUGAUGCGAAGGAGCCACCAAGCCCUCCUCCCAGGCACAGGCCUACCCCAAAGCCUGUGGAUGAAGACUUGUACAAAAUCUCACCAGAGACUCUCUAUGCUAAAACCAGAAAGAAGAGAGGGUUUGGCUUCUUUUCAAGCUGCUUGCUGCCAACAUGUGUUGCGUGAAGCAAUGAACAAGUUUACAUCAGACUUGUUAGUGAAUAUAUGAGAGAGAGAAAAAAACUAAAGUCGUCGGUUUAUGUAAAAGUGUUUGUAGCUUAAUAUUAUGAACAUAUAUAUGGUUUGUCUGAGAAUUCCUCUCUCAUGUGAUGUGAGUAUCAGGAGAGGGUGGGUUCAUAUUUAGUUAACUACUGAGGGAUUAUUUUGUCUUUCUCCUCGGCAGUGGAUUUGGGGAGUUUGUAACUUCGUUUUUUUCGAUUAUUUAAUAUAAAUAUCUCUUUAGAAAA